Penicillium alfredii is the source of this 324-nucleotide messenger RNA. RefSeq names its product glutathione S-transferase GST-6.0. NCBI's taxonomy places the organism in Eukaryota, Fungi, Ascomycota, Eurotiomycetes, Eurotiales, Aspergillaceae. The transcript has 2 exons. The record is from RefSeq and is a predicted model, not a curated record. The coding region runs from base 1 to 324 and encodes 107 amino acids.
AUGGGACCGGGUUCAGGCUUAUUUUCAAACCGGGGGCAGUAUGAGACACUGAAAAAAAGGGGGUUGGAGAUUGUGCAGAGGUGCUUUGAGAGUAUUGAACGGAGUUUGAUUUUGGGAGGGGAGGACUAUGCUGUUGUUGGGAGGUUUACUGCUGUUGCUGCUUAUCUAUUUGUGCUUUAUCGCUGGGGGACUGAGAUUGGGGUUGAUAUGCAGAGGUUGUUUCCCAAGUAUGCCGCUUUGGCGAAUGCUGUUGCGGAGAGGCCGUCGACUGUUGCGGCACUUGCUGCGGGGAGGGGUUUUGAGGAUUGGUUAUUUGGAGGGUAG